Lecanosticta acicola is the source of this 804-nucleotide messenger RNA. NCBI's taxonomy places the organism in Eukaryota, Fungi, Ascomycota, Dothideomycetes, Mycosphaerellales, Mycosphaerellaceae. The record is from the annotation of a GenBank genome assembly.
AUGCAAUCCGCGAACCGCCUCCUCAAAGCCCUCAAAACCAACAAGCCAACCUUCGGCGGUUGGCAGAAGCUCCCGGGCAGCAACCUCAGCAGGACAAUCGCUCGUACGCCCAAUCUCGACUGGAUCUGCCUCGACUGCGAGCACGGCAACAUCUCCGAUUCCGAAAUGCACGAAUCCGUAGCUGCAAUCGCCGCCUGUGGCGUUAGUCCCAUCGUCCGAGUAGCAGACGGUCAACACUGGAUGAUCAAACGAGCACUGGAUUCCGGAGCACACGGGAUCAUAAUACCGCUCUUACACACAGCCGAAGAUGUGGAGAACGUGGUGAGGUAUAGUAAAUUUCCGCCUCAAGGGAAUCGAGGGUUGGGCGGUGCCUUUGCGAUGGAGAAGUUUAUCGAUCAGACAGCUUCCGAUCCCGAGGAAAUCUCGCUUCAACAGUAUUUUCGAGAAGCCAACGACAGUAUCGUGGUCAUUGUACAAAUUGAGACGGCUUCCGCGCUCGAGCGAAUCAGUUCAAUUGCAGCAGUACCCGGGGUCGAUGUGUGCUUCAUCGGCCCUGUGGAUUUGGGCAAUUCGAUCGGUUAUCCUUGUGAGUCGCUGGGCAAUUAUGCGCCAGAACUGGAGGAAGCGAUUGGCAAGAUCAAGGGAGAAGCGCAAGCGGCUGGGAAAUGGACGGGAAUAUACACCUCGGGAGGAGAGUCGGCCAAGAAGUAUGCCUCGGAAGGGUUCAGUAUGAUUAACGCGAUGAAUGAUGUGUCGGCGAUCAGGAUGACCUUUGGACAGGCUGUGCAGGCUGCUAGGCAAUGA